This is a messenger RNA of Elaeis guineensis (African oil palm), 3128 nucleotides long. The record is from RefSeq and is a predicted model, not a curated record. Lineage: Eukaryota; Viridiplantae; Streptophyta; Magnoliopsida; Arecales; Arecaceae.
AAGAUUUGCUUUCGUUGCGAGCUGCAUUUUCAUUCUCCCAUUCCAUUCUCUCUGCAUAUGCUGUUUUGAUUUUGCAAAUUUAGGAGGCUCGUCGGCUUCUUUGUUCUUCUUCCGUUAUUCGAAUCGCAUGGUUUUCCGGAUUUUAAAUUCGCCAUGGCCGCAAGGACCAGCUUCCAAAUGCCGAGGGAUUUCUUCUCUGCUUUGUUUUCUGCCUUCUCCGAAUGGUGUUUGAUCUUUGUCCUGUAUAUCAAUGCAUUAUUGUCGUUCGUCGCAACCAAGUUUGCUCGCUUCUGCAAAUUGCCAGCCCCAUGUCUUCUAUGUUCAAGGCUUGACCACAUUCUUGGAGAUGAUGAUCUGGGGUUCUAUAGGGAUCUAUUUUGCCAUGGCCACAAGGUGGAGAUUUCCUCAUUGGCUUAUUGCUGUGGUCACCUAAAGCUUGCUAGCUUCCAUGAAAUGUGUGAGAAUUGUCUCAAUUCAUCUGUCAUGGAGAAGAAAUUCAGCCUGGAGGCGUAUGGGGAGAAUGUCCAAUCGAAACUGGUUUCUUCUGCUGAUGGUGAUGGCUCACGGAAUAAGUCCUGUGAAGAUUUGGUGAAAGCCCCAUUGUUGAAGAAGGAUAUUGAAUGCGUGAGGCAAUGCUCAUGCUGCUUGCAGCCCUUCGGGAAUCGAUUAUAUGUGCAUCGGUUGAUUCAGAGCAAAAAAGUCAUAGGGGCUGAUGUUUCUGAAAUUGGCAGGAAAGGAUAUGGUCGAGUAUGUCAUCAAGAAGGAUUGAAAAAAAUAAGCGAAGAGUCUUCAAGGUUGUUGGCUGGUUAUAAUCCAUCAAAACAUGGCGAUGAUCGGUUGCCUCAUAUUGGAUACAGUGAGCUCAAGAUUACAUCUGACUCCGAGUCGGAGGUCCCAGUCUCCGAUGAUGAUGAUGGAAAUGUUUGGGUUCGUGGAACUGAAGAUCUCAAGGAGGAAAUUUUGGCUCGACAGCCACCAAGAAUCAUCAAUUCCAGGCAUUCACCUAACUUUGUUUCAGAUGAUAUGGUUCCUGAGAAGCUGAUCCAUCCCCAUCCUAUUACCCCUGAGCCUUCUCUUUCAGAUGCUCAGACAAAAACUAAUGCGCAUGACUCUCGUGAUGAGUCAUCUACAGGAUCUACUGAUGCUAUUGGGCAUGGUCUGGAGGAAAUUAAUUGGAGCCAGGUCAAUACGAUGACAGGUCCAAUCACAUCAUCUGAAAUUAUAUCAGAACAAGUCUUGACCAAUGUUUCAAAAGAAAAAUCUAACUUCAUGGAAAUUGGUCACACUGAAUGUGUUUCUGCUGGUUCCAAUGGGGAGGUUAUCAAGGUUCUGGGUUCCACUGGGAAGACAAGCCCAUUUACCAAUGACACUGAUUCAUCUGCAUGCUUGCGAGUUGUUCGAGGUAGUAGUUUCAAGAAUGCUCUUGGUAAUAAAGGAGGCCUGCUUUCUCCCAGAGUUUCUGAAAUAGUUGCAGGGAAGGAUUCUUCUAGAGCUCAUGAUGAACUGAAAUCACGGCUCUCACAAAUGUCUUCUUCUCUGGGGCUUGAGUUCUCCCCAAAUGAUAUUAAUUCCAGUCCAAGAGUAUCUGAUGCUUCUAGCUCAGCUGGAUUGCAGAAUAUUGCUAAGAGGAUCUCCAUUGAGAGAAAUAAUUCAUGGUUAGAGCCGUAUGAUAUAACUCUUGUUAGUGAAAUAGAGGGAGAAACUUCAACUGAACGCUUGAAGCGGCAGGUUGAGAUGGAUAGGAAGUCCAUGAGCCUUCUCUACAAAGAAUUGGAAGAAGAAAGAAGUGCUUCCGCAAUUGCAGCACAAGAAGCGAUGGCCAUGAUUAAUAGGUUGCAGGAAGAGAAGGCCACAAUGCAGAUGGAGGCUUUGCAAUAUCUAAGAGAGAUGGAAGAGCAGGCUGAGUACGACCAAGAAGCAAUCCAAAGGCUAAAUGAGUUGCUUACUGAGAGGGAGAAAGAAAUACUAGAUCUGGAAGCAGAAAUAGAAAGCUACAGGAAGCAGUUUGGAGAUGAAUCAUUGGAAGAAAAAGUUCUAGAACCAUUGGGUGGUUCAGAGGACCUGGCUGGUACAGGAGCUGUAAAGGAUCCAUUGUUGGGUUUUGAAGAUGAGAAGGCUUAUCUUUUAGAAUGCUUAAGGAGGUUGGAGAAAAAGCUUUGUCAGUUUCCUCAAAAUGCAGAUUAUGAAGAUGAAUCGAGACAGAGAGCAAAAGAGGAUGGCCAAUCUGAUAAAAAAGAUGAAAUUAAGAUUGACAGUGUGAACAAUAAACAAGGGCAUGCACUGUUACAAGAUGAUGCAGCCAGAAAUGGUCAGCAUUCUGAGGCUCAAUCAGGGGCCAAGGAGAUGGAACACCAUCAUAUGAAUGAUGAUAGGUCAGAAAAUGGUCAGAUGGGAGAGGAGAUUUCAUCAAAGAAAGAGUCAUCUUUAUGUGGGGAUUGUGCUGAAAAUGGAAUAUGUUUGAAUCCUGAUAACAAUAGUGAUAUAGUCUCUCUCGAGGAUGAAGUUUCAGACCUGAACAAGAGGGUGGCAGCACUUGAGGCAGAUCGAAAAUUCCUUGAGCACACUAUCAAUUCACUUAGAAAUGGAAAUGAUGGAGUACAACUUGUUCAAGAGAUAGCCUCUCAUCUACGUGAGUUACGAAGACUUGGGAUCACACGGAGAGAGCGGGUUGUUGCUUAAGCUUCCGUUGCCUCAACUAAGUGAAGGUGAUACAUAUUUAUUGUGAUAUUGCAUUAUUUCAGAUUCUCACUUCGAUGUGAAUCUGCCAAUUCUGUUCAGCUUGUCAAUUAUGCUGUGGUUUACCGCAACAAGGUGCACAGUCUUCAUUGCAUCAUAAUUCAUAUAUGUUAAUGAGGAUAGUGGAGUGUUGGAUAGAGCAAUAGCUACUUGAGCCUCACUGAGCCAGGAACGCUGCUUCGAGUUCUUUCAUAUUUUCACUCUGCAGUUUUGUAUCUUGGAUGACUUGUACCUUGUAAUCCUCCACUUUCUUAAGGGACUGACUACAGUGGUGAGGGUUACGAUUGGCUUUUACAUUAUAAAUGGUGAAAUGUAAAAUGUACUUAAUGUAACAUUGCUAACUACUUCAUCAUUAUAAAGAUUGGGUCUGAUAGCCUGUUAGCUGAUUUUCU